Chironomus riparius is the source of this 1321-nucleotide messenger RNA. The record is from the annotation of a GenBank genome assembly. Lineage: Eukaryota; Metazoa; Arthropoda; Insecta; Diptera; Chironomidae.
UUUUGGAGGGAAAAUCUUAAGUUAAAAAAGUCAACAAUUUAUUAUUGUGUUAAUUUAACUAAUUUAAAAGGCAUUUAUAAUGGGAAUUCAAGGACUAGCAAAGUUGAUAGCUGAUGUAGCACCACAUGCAAUCAAAGAGACUGAAAUUAAGAACUACUUUGGAAGGAAAAUUGCGAUUGAUGCAAGUAUGUCGCUGUACCAGUUCCUGAUUGCUGUUAGAGCCGAAGGAGCACAACUGACGGAUGCAAAUGGUGAAACAACAUCACAUUUAAUGGGUAUUUUCUAUCGUACAAUUCGACUUUUGGACAACGGAAUCAAGCCUGUCUAUGUUUUUGAUGGAAAACCACCAGAUAUGAAAAGUGGAGAGUUAAACAAACGUGCUGAACGUCGUGAAGAAGCACAAAAGGCUUUAGAUAAAGCCACAGAAGCUGGUGAUCAAGCAGAAAUGGACAAAAUGAAUCGUCGUCUUGUUAAAGUCACAAAAGAACACAAUAACGAAGCAAAGGAACUGCUUAAAUUAAUGGGUGUUCCAUAUAUUGAUGCUGCAUCGGAAGCAGAAGCUCAAUGUUCAGCAAUGGUUAAGGCUGGCAAAGUUUUUGGUGUUGCAACUGAGGAUAUGGAUGCUUUAACUUUUGGUGCCAAUGUCCUUCUUCGUCACAUGACAUUUAGUGAGGCACGAAAGAUGCCAGUUCAGGAAAUUCAUUAUGAAAAGGUUUUGAAAGGAUUGGAAUUAGAAAGAGAUGAAUUUAUUGACUUGUGUAUUCUCAUGGGAUGUGAUUAUUGUGAUACAAUUCGUGGCAUUGGACCUAAAAGAGCAAUAGAGCUAAUCCAAAAGUACAAAUCAAUUGAGAAAAUUGUUGAUAAUAUUGACAAGAAAAAGUAUGAAGUUCCUGAAGAUUGGAAUUACGAGAGAGCUCGAGAAUUAUUUAAGGAACCAGAAAUCACUGAUGUCGAAACAAUUGAUCUAAAAUGGACAGCACCAGAUGAAGAUGGUCUUGUGAAAUAUUUAUGUGGUGAUAAGCAGUUCAAUGAAGAUCGAGUCCGUUCAGGAGCGCAAAAAAUUUCAAAGUCACUUAAAACAGCUACACAAGGACGACUGGACAGUUUCUUUAAAGUAUUAUCAUCAACAACUACAACGACUGGACCUGCUAAGCGUAAAGUUGAUGAUAAGAAGAAUGGACCUAAUAAUAAGAAGGCAAAAGGUGGUGGACGUAAACCAAAAUAAAUCUCAUUAAGUAAUGUAUUCAUUUUUAAAGUUUUGCUCUCAAAUAAAAUAACUUAAUUCAAAUGUUUGAUUUUUUCAAAAAAUUCAAUAAUUUUG